This is a messenger RNA of Hymenoscyphus albidus, 10620 nucleotides long. The record is from the annotation of a GenBank genome assembly. NCBI's taxonomy places the organism in Eukaryota, Fungi, Ascomycota, Leotiomycetes, Helotiales, Helotiaceae.
CUGUUGCCCAGCACCACCAGGACCAGUACCAGCCCCAGCACCAACCAUUUGCAUAACUUUCUGCCAACCGACCACCACUAUUUCCUGCGAAUCUGCAUCUGCAAUCGCAUUCCUACGGUCCUGUUCUUUGGUGCAUUCACGAGCUGCGCAUCGCCUUUGCUUUGCUUUCUGCGAUUGUUGAUUUCCAUUCCACCAUAAUUUUCCUCCACUGUUGAUCUUAUGGCUUCCUGGUUGACGUCUUGGAAAGAAACACCCUAAUACACCAAAUCCUUUGCCUUGAGGACUCGGCACAGCUGGAGGUAUAGGUACAUGAACGACUGAUAAAAUGGCCUCAAAUACAGGACAUGUCCGGAAUAAUCCCUUCACCCGUGGAAACUCGCCCUCGAGCGGUCCAGCACCAGUCCCAGCACCAGUCCCAGCACUUCCCAAUGGCCGACCAAAAUCGAUGAUAGCAUCACCGCUGUCGGGGAGUCACACUCCUCCCACGGCCCUCGCCCAUGGCCGAAAUCAAUCCUUUUCUUCCUCGUCCCUCGCUGGCGCGGGUGCCAUCCGGAGUAUCACCAACCGAACCCGGGCAGACUCGAAAACCACUCCCUCGACCUCGAGUACGUUUGCGCCUCCAUUCAUAAAAAGCGAAGAGAUGCGACGCCCCGACGCCGUUAAUGGAAUAGAGGGGGAGAAUGAUUUCUCGGGCAAACGAUACGUCUGGCUGAAGGACCCGCAGCAGGCAUUUGUGAAGGGCUGGAUUGUAGAGGAAACGGCAAACAAUCACAUACUCGUGCAGUGUGACGAUGGCAGUGUAUGGUAACACAUCUCCCAAGAUCAAUUCAGCAUCACUAACGAAAAUGGUAGCAACGAGAAGUCAAUGCGGAUACCGUUGACAAAGUCAACCCCGCCAAGUUCGACAAGGCUGACGAUAUGGCCGAGCUCACCCAUCUAAACGAGGCCUCAGUCGUUCAUAACUUGCACAUGCGAUACCAGGCUGACCUGAUCUACACAUAUUCCGGCUUGUUCUUGGUCACCAUCAAUCCCUAUUGUCCGCUGCCAAUUUACACCAAUGAGUACAUCAAUAUGUAUAAAGGACAGGGUCGGGAAGAGACGAAGCCCCAUAUUUACGCUAUGGCGGAUGAAGCCUUUCGAAAUCUGGUGGAUGAGGGGGAGAAUCAGAGUAUUCUUGUUACUGGCGAAUCUGGAGCUGGAAAGACGGAAAAUACCAAAAAGGUUAUCCAGUAUCUUGCAGCAGUGGCACACUCGGACUCGCCGGUCAAGAAAGCAGCACAGCAACACUCGAAUCUUUCUCAGCAGAUUCUUCGCGCAAAUCCUAUAUUGGAGGCCUUCGGUAACGCUCAGACGGUACGAAAUAAUAACUCGUCCAGAUUUGGAAAGUUCAUCAGAAUUGAAUUUACACGAACAGGCACCAUUGCGGGUGCCUUUAUAGACUGGUAUUUACUCGAAAAGUCACGGGUUGUAAGACUAAAUGCGCAUGAACGAAACUACCAUGUGUUCUAUCAGUUAAUAAAGGGCGCGGACCGGAAACUAAAGCGCGACUUUUUAAUCGACGAUCAAGGUGUGGAAGAUUUCGCUUACACGCGAGAUGGGCAUGACACGAUUACUGGCGUCUCCGAUAAAGAAGAAUGGGAGCUAUUAAUUGAGGCCUUAAACAUCAUGGGCUUCUCCGAGCAAGAGCAGGUCUCGAUACUCCGAACAGUGGCUGCUGUUCUUCAUUUAGGAAACAUCGCCGUCAUAAAUGAGAGUAGGAGCGCCGAUCAAGCCCGAUUGGCCCCAGAUGCUCGUGCCCACGCUGAUAAAGUUUGUAAGUUACUCGGUAUGCCAGUUGAGCCUUUCCUCAAAGGUCUGUUGCAUCCUCGAGUCAAGGCCGGUCGGGAGUGGGUAGAGAAGGUCCAGACACCUGAGCAAGUCCGGCUUGCAAUCGAUGCAUUGUCCAAGGGUAUCUAUGAGAGAAGCUUUGGCGACUUGGUCACCCGGAUCAAUCGACAGCUCGAUAGAUCAGGGAUGGGCAUGGACGAUUCCCAUUUUAUUGGUGUGCUUGAUAUUGCCGGAUUUGAAAUCUUUGAAGAAAACAGCUUCGAGCAGUUGUGUAUUAAUUACACCAACGAAAAGCUCCAACAAUUUUUCAACCAUCACAUGUUCGUCCUUGAGCAGGAGGAAUACGCUCGAGAACAGAUAGAGUGGAAGUUCAUUGAUUUCGGGCACGAUCUUCAGCCUACGAUUGACCUCAUUGAGCUUCCCAACCCUAUUGGUAUUUUCUCCUGUCUGGACGAAGAUUCAGUAAUGCCAAAAGCGACCGAUAAAUCAUUCACGGAGAAACUCCACUCUCUAUGGGAUCGCAAGACUCCAAAGUAUCGACCGUCCCGACUUGGUCAAGGAUUCCUUCUCACCCAUUACGCUGCCGAGGUGGAAUAUUCUACGGAGGGAUGGCUAGAGAAGAACAAGGACCCAUUGAAUGACAACGUUACUAGAUUACUUGCCGCUUCCACUGACAAACAUGUUGCGAAUCUCUUUGUGGAUUGCGCUGACCCUGACGAUGAUGUGGGGGCUACUCGAAGCAGAGUCAAGAGGGGACUUUUCCGCACAGUCGCACAGAGACACAAGGAACAACUCUCAAGUUUGAUGGCACAACUCCACUCGACGCACCCCCAUUUCGUGCGAUGUAUCAUUCCCAACCAUAAAAAGCGGCCAAAACAACUUAGCGCACCGCUUGUGCUUGACCAACUGAGAUGCAAUGGUGUUCUCGAAGGAAUUAGAAUUGCCCGCACCGGGUUUCCCAAUCGCCUCCCAUUCCCUGAAUUUCGACAACGGUACGAGGUGCUCUGCAGGAACAUGCCAAAAGGCUACCUGGAAGGUCAAAUGGCUGCAAAGCUCAUGUUGGACAAACUUGGACUCGACAAAGCUCUCUUUCGAGUUGGUCUCACCAAGGUCUUUUUCAGAGCAGGUGUGUUGGCCGAAUUAGAAGAGCAGCGAGAUACUCUAAUUUCAGAAAUCAUGUCUCGAUUUCAGUCCAUUGCUCGAGGGUUCAUACAGCGACGAAUUGCCCACAAGCGUUUAUACCGAGCAGAGGCCACCAGAAUCAUUCAACGAAACUUCCACAUAUACCUAGAUCUUUGUGAGAAUCCUUGGUGGCGAUUGCUGACCAAGAUGAAGCCCCUUCUUGGAGCAACGCGAACUUCUGGCGAGGUCAAGAAGCGAGAUGAGAUGAUUCUGAAGCUCAACGAUAAAAUGAAGCAGGAAGCAGUCGAGCGCCAGCGUCUAGAUGAGGAACGUAGGAAUGCCCACACCGAAAUGCAACGUAUUCAGCAGACCUUGGAGAGCGAACGUGCGCUGGCCUUGGAUAAGGAAGAAAUCUUCAAACGACUUCAGAUGCGGGAAACCGAGCUGAGCGAUAAAUUAGCCGGCGCUCUAGACGAUCAGGAAAAGCUGGAAGAUCAACUUGACGACCUCCUGGAAGCCAAGAAAAAGGCAGAACACAAAUCUGAGCAGUGGCGAGCGGAAUUGGAACAGGCAGGUCAAAUCAUCUCGAAGUUAGAGCAGGAGAAACAGGAAUUGUCGGAACAACUGGAUAAAUUGGAUGCGAAGCUUCACGAUUUAACACAAAGCCAAUCCGCAAGAAGCGCAGAAGAGUCUCGCCUGACCCAAGAAGUCAAUAUGCUUCAAAGUCAGCUCAGUCUCAAGGACCGCAAGGUUCAUGAUCUCGAAGGGAAGCUUCUCAAGAUUGAUCAAGAUCUGGAUAUCAAGCUAGCAAAAGCCAAUAAAGAGCUUCAGGCCACCAAGAUGAGGGAGUCAGAAUUAUCUUCCGAAAACAGAAGAGCUCAGAAACAGAUCUCUGAAUUAUCAGCAACGUCCACUAGCUAUGAAGAUCUUGUGCGUAAAAAGGAGAGUGAGUUGUGCGUACUGAGAUCAGACAACCGCAAAUACGAAGAUGAGCGCAAGAACUUUGACGACGAGAAGAAGGCAUUAGCCAAAGAGAAGGACAUGGUCGUCAAUCGACUUCGUGAGGUCCAGGCUGAGAUGUUCACAAUGAAAUCUCAAAAACAACAGCUUGAACGUGAAGCAGCCGACACAAAGAAGCUUCUCGAGGCUCGACUGACGGAAGAUGCCCAGGCCGGACAGAACAGAAGGAUGUUGGAAGGCCAAAUCGCUGAUCUCAAGGAACAGCUCGCAGAAGUGCAGAGGGAGCUGAGUAAGGCGUGCCAGUCCAGAGACGAUGUACAACUUCUUGCGGAGCACCGAUAUCGCGAGUUGACGGAGAAGUACCAGGCGCUCAAUGAAUCCAAAAUCAUCAUCGAGAAGGAGCUUUAUGUGCAACAAGAUACUCUCCGACGAGCCAUGGAAGCACGUGUUACUGCUGAAAAGGAGCGCAACGAGGCUCGUAGUGAAAUUCGACGACUUCGUGAGGCGAAAUCUGCUCUCGAGGAAGCAAGAAUCCAAGCAGAAUUAUCCAACGACCGAGCCGCCUCGAGACAGGCCCGAGAGCGUGAGGCUAGCGUGCGCAAAGAUUUGGAAGCGGAACAGAGCCGAGCAAAGUAUUUUGAAGAGGAGUGUGGUCGUCUGAAUUUGGAAGUCAAAGAACUUAAUAAGAUCAUUGCCGAGUCCACAGACUUCGGAAUCCGGAAUGACAAGGAAAAAGAAAGACUCGAUCGCGAACUUAACACAGUCAAGAGCCGACUUAUGGCUUCCGAGAACGACAACCGCGCACUCCUCAAUAAGCUUCAACAGAAGGGGCUGGAGCUUGCGCGAUCAGGUUCCAAAGCAAAUGAAACAUCUCGUGGUCAACUGCUCAAUGCUCAGCGAGAGAAAGCCAAGUUGGAGGAGCAAAACCAACGGCUGAACAAACUGCUUGGUGACUCUCAAUUGGCCGUGGCCUCUCUUGAGAAACAGAAGGAGAAGCUUUCGUUGAGUCUCGAAGAUCUCAAUCAUGAGGUUGCCCGCGAACACAAGGCUAAUAGGAAUGCCGAAUUGGCAUCGUCGAAUUUUACUAGCCAACUGGCCGAGGCUAACCGCAAAUUGGAGGACGAACGCCAACUUCAUUCUCAAGCGCAAGCAAAGAACCGACAGCUCCAGUCUAUUAUUGACACUCGCGAGAAAGAGGUUCUUGAGCUUAUGAAGCUUGUCGAUCCCGAGAUGAAAACGCCACCCGUGCCGCAAUACGAUGGAGGGAGCGAUCGUAGCCCCAACAAGUCGCCAAAUCUCGUUCCCAGUCUUACUCAGAAGAUUGAGGAGCUACAAAAUAAUCUCCGCGUCCAGUCUGCCGGACGAUCGAAUGCAGAGUCACAACUUUCUGAUCUACGAAGAAGAUACGAGGAUGAGUUUGGCGAAUCUCCUGAUAAAUCUCCGACCCGCCCUAGGUUGGAGGAAAUCAAUCCAAACCAAGCUCCAUUUGGCCAGUCUCCAACCCGUCUUCGAGAGAAGCUUAAUGCCAGGGCCCAAUCCAAUGUCUCUACACCUACAAGAAGAUUUCCCAGCAGUAAUGGAGCAGAUGCUGCCCAAGACUCGGCAAGAUCGGACAGAACUGCUGAUAUCUUGAGCUUCAAUAAUCGCAUGGAUCUCAAGGCUGAUGUUGAAGAGCUACAAAACCAAUUGCAAAUGACACAGAUGCAAAACAGACACCUGCAAAGUCAACUUGAGCUAUCGACGCCAUCCCAAGAAUUAUGGUCUGAGGAUAGUCCAUCACUACGCCGUGUUCAGAAGUUGGAGCAAGCCAAUAGUAGGCUCCAUGAGCUGUUGGACGACUCAGCUAAGAAGGUAUCUGGUCUAGAAAAAAUCAUUCAAUCUGGCGAGUUGUCAAUCCGCGAUGUUCAGACCAAGUCUCACCAGGAACUCUUUGAACUCCUCACCAGCCAAGAGGAAUCCCGGAGAUCUAUUCUACAUGCUCAUAAGGACACUGUGGGAGACCUGAUUGAUACCAAGAAACAUCUUGAGGGACUCAAACAUGCCCGUGCAACCUUGGAAGUUGACUUGAGAGAUGCCAGAUCUGACUUGGAAGAAAUGACUCUCCAGAGAGACCAGGAUGCGGCUAGUCGAAGCCAACUUUUACAAGAAUUUGCUGACCUCCAAAUUCGACUCGAUGCUGAAUCCUCUAAAUUAGUUGAUGUCACUUCGAGCUUAUCUUUGUACAAGAGCCGCGCAGACGAGUAUUUUAGCAAAUUGGAGCAAGCCGAGAUCGCAGUCCUCAAGGCAUCAAGAGCAGAGCAAUUUGCCAGAACACAGGCGAAGGAGGUGGAAGAGACAUGUGCUGAAAUCAUGUCGGAGCGCAAGCAGAUGGAUGCUACCAUUGAGGACCUCCAACGACAAGGUCAACGAUAUGAGGAGAAGCUAGAAGACACAUCUGCCGAUCUGGAAGCCGCUGUACAAGCAAGAAAGCGUCUACAGCAUGAGCUCGAAGAUUAUAGAAGCCAGAGAGCCAUAGAUAUCGAAGAUAAGGAAUCCAGCAUGGAGCAAACUCGCAAGAAGUACCAAGCCGAGUUUGCGACUCUCACCAAUGAGUUGGAUGUUGCAAGAGAGGAGAAGCUCUUCAAGCAGGCCGAAAGCACCAGAUUACGAGAAGAACUGGACGAACUUCGGUCCAAGUGGGAUGACGAGGUCCUCAACAGCUCCACCUGGUCGAAAGAGAAGGCACGACUUGAAACUACACUGUCCGAUCUCUCGGCUUCCCGAGAUGAAGCUGUCAAUGCUCAUAAGGAUGCGCAAGAAAAGAUUGUUGGUUUUCUCUCCCAGGUCCGAAGCCUACGAACUACCAUUGAUGACCUCAAUGCGGAGCGAGACAUUCUCCACAGGGAGAAGCGUGGGUUGGAAGCCCGUUUGGAAGAAGCCAAGGCUGGACUUGACGAUCUAUCUCGAAGCGACAGUCCCGCAUUACGAAAUGCUGCAGGUAUAGACCGAGAACUCCUUGAGCUCAAGUCAUCGCUUGCUCAACAGGAGGAUAUUUCGGCGGCUGCUGUUGGUAAGAUGAAGCGUGCUGAAGCAUUAGCUGCAGAGAUGCAGAAAGAUACCGUGGCGGAGAGAGAGAUGACUGCGCAACUCAACAAGGAGAAGGCUGCUUUGGAGAAAUCGCUCAAGGAGCACCAAAUGAAACUCAUAGAUCUGGAGACGAAGGGUUACUCAAGUGCCAGUCAAGAUGUGAGAUUCUUACAUGGACGAGUCCAAGAGGUAAGCUCAUUCAAUCAUCAUAUCUGUGUAUUCAUUGCUAAUUCAACCUCUCAGCUCGAGGCACAACUCGAAACUCAAGAAAAUGAACGCAACAAAUCACAGCGUUCUGUCCGCAAUGUUGACCGCACAGUCAAGGACUUGCAGUCCCAGAUUGAUCGUCGCGAUAAGAUUAACUCGCAACUAGAGGAGGAUGUUGCCCGUGCUCGUGACCGAGCCGAGAAACUACUCAAAACAAUUGACGAGCUUCAAAGCAGUGACUCAACCAGCCAACUUAGUGCUCGUAGAGCUGAGCGUGAGCUUCGGGAAGAACGCGAGAAGGCUCUACGACUUGAACGUGAACUCGAGGGCUGGAAAGCGGGUGCCGUGCGUCGCAAUGGGGCGUGGGGCACGGGAGUUGAAGAAAAUGGGAUCGAAAUUCCGAAGCGGAAGAGCAGUAUUAGUAGGCAGCCGAGUAUGAGUAAGGGGUUCCUGUAGUGGCUUGGACGAUGAGAGGUUUAUGUGUAUCAUGAUUGGCCGGAUCGAUGGAUGGAUUAAUGGGACGAGGCGACGAUGAAUUGGUGCAUUUAUAAAAAUGGGCCUGGCGUUUUUUACAAUAAUGUAUGAUGGUACAGAGAUGGGAUGGGGGUGUUUGGCGGUGUAUCUAAGGACAACAGUAUUUGUAUUUUAUGGACUGGGUUUUGGUAGGGGAUGGGGUGAGGUGGGAACGGGCGACUUUUGAGAGAGUUGCCUGUUUCUGAUUCUUGGUUUAUAUACUUGUAUUGGAAUUAAGUAGUGUUUGCCGUCAUAUUAUUCGUUCUUCUUUCAAAAUCAAGUGGUCGGCUGGUCUGAUGCCAAGGGUUCUGUUGUGUGAUGAGGUGGUUAGUAAGCGUUUGGCGUUGUGAUCUUACUGUGGCUUCAUGUUGGGUAUUGCUCUUAUUGGGUGCGAAUGGUGUACUGGACCAAGCGGGGUUUGUGGAUUCUUGGCUUGUAAAUGUAUAUUACUUGUUGUGUCCUUCGUACUAUCUCACUCUCUUGUGGAUACUGUAUAUCUCCUAGAAGAAAACCAGGUUUAUUUGAUGAUCCCACCCCAUCAUGCGAGGGUUUUUGAACAUGAUGCAGGCCCUCUCGCUGGGUGGUUUAUUGGUGACACGAGUUGCUGCGUUAGUAUGUCCCUUGGAAAAUAGAGAUGAUAUCUUAGGGAAGACUUUUGAUUAUGGUAUGUAUGUUCCUGGGUACUGCGUAGUGCUGUGCCAUUCAUGAGUAUGUGAUGAGAGGUAAAGCUAAAUUUUUCAAAAACUAGUUAUUGUUGGGGGUGGAGUGAGUGGGUUGGUAAUUGCUAAUCGGUUGAGUGAGGAUGAGAAAAGUAAGUUUCAUUUCUCAUAGUUCAAAUACUUCAGUUGAUAAUGGGUGUUAGACAGUGUCUUGGUCCUCGAAAGGGGAUUCUUCGACGAUAAACCGGAGGCGAUUAUUCCUGCGUUUGCUAGUGCGGUUGAUGAGAGUGUUAUGAUGAGGCCUACGUCUGCGCCCAUCCCGGGAUUAAAUGGGAGGAGGAUUGGGGUUGCUGUUCCUGCUGUUGUUGGGGGUGGAAGUGGUAAGUUGUUAUUUGUUUUGGGCUUUUUGACCAGGAUGAAAGAUAACCCCUAUUCUCCUUUGUCUAUCCUGGGCAGUAAAAUUCACAAUGCUAAAUUAAUGCAGUUGUUAACGGAAUGGCCUACGGCCGAGGAAGCAAAGCCGAUUUCGACGCUUGGGAAGAACUCGGUAAUCCAGGCUGGGGCUGGAACGACCUCCUUCCUUAUUUCAAGAAGAGCACUACAUUCCAACCCCCCACACCACCAACAGUGAGACAAUGGAACAUCACCUGGGAUCCAUCAGUCUAUGAUCGUGGUCCCCUUCAUGCUUCGAUUGAUGACUUCAUCUACCCGGAUCUGUUGAGUUUUUGGAAUGCGUGGUAUGCUCAGGAGGGUGUGGAGAAGAAGAGGGAUUUUAAUAAUGGGCAGUGGCCAGGUGCAGGUUGGGUAGAUAACACGGUUGAUAGCAGCGAGGGGGUGAGAGAUACGAGUCGGAGGGCGUAUUAUGAUAGUGUUUGUAGGACGCGGAAGAAUCUUCAUAUUCUGACGGGACAGACGGUUAGCGAGAUUUUGUUUCGUGGUCUUACUGCGAAGGGGGUGAGGAUCAUUUCUAGGGCUGACAAGAAAAUCGCUGAAGUUUAUGCGAAGAAGGAAGGUUUGUACUUUGUUUAACCUAUUUUCGAAAGCCCGCUCUUCUUAUCUUAGUAUCGAGGGGAAAAAACUAACUUCGUCUUGCAAACUAGUCAUACUCGCAGCCGGAGCAGUACAGACGCCUCAACUGCUGCAAGUGAGUGGUAUUGGUCCCAGGCAAGUUCUGGAAGCGGCCGGUAUCAAAGUUAAAAAGGAUCUCCAAGCUGUUGGCGCAAACCUACAAGAUCAUCCUACGGUCAUCAUGCAAUUCAAUUUAUCGAAUCAGUUAUUCCCAAACCCUGACUCCAUUUUCAACAAUGCUACGUACAAUGCCAGUGUUUGGGAAGAAUACUUUACGAGCCGUACCGGACCGAUCGCUUCGGGACGCUCUGGCAUGACCGCCUUUCUCUCGCUACCACAGAUUACGACUGCCGCUGGCUCCGUAGCCGCAAACUAUCUGGCACAAAAUGCAAUUGAUUUCCUGCCGAGCGGCUACAAAUACCCUCCGCUUCUUCGUGGAUAUGAAGCCCAACGGAAGAUUCUUGCGAGAAGGUUUACUUCGAACAUAUCAGGUGUGGUUGGUUACCCUCAUCGAGGGAACGGUGCAGCACCAAUGCCGUUUCAUAAACCCACAUCUCGCGGAACCAUAACUUUGAAUCUAACGCAUCCCCACGAGCUACCAAUUGUCCAAUUCAACACACUACAGAAUCCAAUCGACACCUCAAUCAUACUUGCGAUAGUAAAAUAUGCCCGCGCCUUCUGGGCUUCCCCAGAACUCGCACACUUCAAUCCAAUUGAGAUAUCACCAGGUGCUCAAUACCAGACAGAUGACCAGCUUCUUGUUGGGCUCAAAGCAGGACCUUUACUUCCUUCUCUUGCGCAUCCCGUUGGUACUUGUGCGAUGAUGCCGGAGAAGCUGGGAGGUUGUGUGGGCAGUGACUUGAAAGUUUAUGGAAUUGGAGGAUUGAGGGUUGUAGAUGCGAGUAUCAUUCCGUUGAUUCAGGCGGGCGUAUUACAAGCUGGGGUUUAUGGUCAGGCGGAGAAGGCGGCUGAUAUAAUCAAGGGGACAUAUUGAGAUCGUCGGCAUGCUUUUACUUUCACUCAAUGUAGUACCUAGCAACUAAUAUGUUCGAGUUUUUGAAGUUUUGUGGAGGGAUUUCUUGCAAUUUUGCCACUAGUUGCUAAUGUAUGUUCUCCAUGGAUGGGAAUAUCUUACUGUAAUCAUCACAUAACUUUUCCAUCAGCAAAGGAAUAAAACAAAACAAAAUCAGUAUUAAGA